Aspergillus fischeri NRRL 181 is the source of this 549-nucleotide messenger RNA. RefSeq lists its product as uncharacterized. The record is from RefSeq and is a predicted model, not a curated record. The coding region runs from base 1 to 549 and encodes 182 amino acids. The transcript is spliced from 3 exons. Lineage: Eukaryota; Fungi; Ascomycota; Eurotiomycetes; Eurotiales; Aspergillaceae.
AUGGAGGCCCGCACAGAUGGCUAUCUGUACGGACCCACGGGAGGCGACGAAGAAUUCGCCAUUGUGGAAACCAAGACCCAUCAACGGAAAAAGAGCACCCAGAAAGGCCGCCAAAUAUACAUGCAAGAAUCCGCUGAGAUGGUCGCUUGGAUACUCAAGGAUGAGUGCAAAGUACCCCUUGACAACCAGCCUCCAAUCACAGAAGAGUCCCAGGCUCCCUCCGCUGGUGCAGCUUCCAAAACAAACUAUGUCACAUCUCUGGAAAAUUCCACCCAGGGGAUUGCUGGCCCUUGUGUGACACCUGCGGGCGUCGCCAUCUCGGCGACUGCCCCCCAGCAAGCAGUCCUCCCGCCCCGGGCCCCGGCCGCAUCGGAGGCAUCGCCACCAACCACGGUGGUGUACAAUGUGUACGCCGGGGUUGUCAAUAAUUCCUACUAUCUGCACCCCACUACCUCCUGGGCGGGCGCCAACCCGCCCACCAGGGCCACCACCAAGCGGCGCCGCGGUCGGGGCAAAAAGCCUAAGAAGGAUAACGACGAAAGGAACUGA